Colletotrichum truncatum is the source of this 1110-nucleotide messenger RNA. Its product is annotated as proline utilization protein. Gene Ontology annotation, cellular component: cytoplasm. NCBI's taxonomy places the organism in Eukaryota, Fungi, Ascomycota, Sordariomycetes, Glomerellales, Glomerellaceae. The record is from RefSeq and is a predicted model, not a curated record.
AUGAGCAGUCUCAGAGUCCUUAAUGACGCCUGUGUUCACGACAUCUUGAUCAAUUUGCCAAAGGAUGGUAUCUUACAACUUCGCGACACUCUCUUGGAAUGCCUCAUCAAUGUCUCCAACGGCUCUGAGCGUGACUUCCAACCUUCUGUAGGGGUUGUAAACCGGCCCGAGGGACAGAAAUGUCUUUUUCGACCGUUUUCGUCACCCGAAUAUUUUGGGACUAAGAUAGUAGUUACCCCGGCGCCGUCUUCAAAAGCCGCUGGAGCUUUGCACGGAGUCAUCACUUUAUGCGACAAGGACGGCUUUCCGACUGGCAUUAUAAAUGCCGAAGAAGUCACAGGUUACCGGACUUCACUUUGCGCUCUUAUCCCUUAUAUAUGGAGGCGCUACACGGAUAGAAUUGUCGUUUUUGGUGCCGGCAAACAAGCCUUGUGGCACCUUCGCAUAGCCAUAGCGUUGAGGGGAAACGAGAUCAAGUCCAUCACUGUCGUUAACCGUUCCGAACAGCGUGCCCAACAUAUGAUCGACCGGAUCAAUGAGGAGAAUAAGAAAAGAUGGAAGUCUUCAGCUGAGAUUGAGUACCUGAAUCCGUCGCGUUCGGAUUACGACACCAUACUUCAAGGCCGCCUAGGUAUCGCCGACGCUAUUUUUUGUACAGUCGGCAGUACAAGUCCCCUGUUCCCAGCUCACUUUAUAACGAACCGAAGCAAUACUGAACGGUAUCCAUUUAUAUCAGCGGUUGGCUCAUGGCAACCAGACAUGAUUGAACUGGAUCCCCAACUACUGUUACACGCGGCUGGACACGUUGACAAAGACUUCUGCUGGAAAGGGAAUUCGACGGGUGCGGUUCUUGUUGAUGACCGCCAGGCUGCCUUGCUACAUUCUGGAGAGAUUGUGCGAAGCAGACUUCAGGGUGAUAAUUUAGUGGAGGUUGGCGAGAUUGAGAUUCUACAAAAGCAAGCGAACAAUGCAGAGCUCUCCAAAUGGGUUAAAGAAGGUCUGGUAGUGUACAAGAAUAUCGGUGUCAGCACAACAGACCUCGCGAUCGGAACUGCGUUGUUGGCUAUUGCUGCGGGAGAAGGGAUUGGAGUUUUAGUCAAUGAUUUCUAA